Molecule: messenger RNA, 2556 nt
Organism: Plasmodium knowlesi strain H
Lineage: Eukaryota; Apicomplexa; Aconoidasida; Haemosporida; Plasmodiidae
Product: transporter, putative
Exons: 3
Coding region: 1-2556 (851 amino acids)
Source: RefSeq, a predicted model, not a curated record
AUGGAUUCGUACACCGAGGGAGGCAUGUCAGCGAUCCAUCGAGAGGAGGAAGCCAUACAUGGUGCGGAAAUGGACAACGGAGUGAAGACAUCAGAUCACGGAAAUGAGGAAUACGAGGGUGGUCAUUACGACAACGCAGCGUACCAUCAGGGUGAACAAGAUGGGGCCUCGUAUCAACAGGAAUACUCAUCCAACGCACAAAACAAUCAAGGGGAGGAAGGAACAGUUGCAGGUGGUUACCCAUAUGAAGGGAACUACAGUAAUAACUUGAAUAAGAAUCUCUUGCGAAACGUAACAAAUAAAAAAAAAAAAAACAAGUACGAAGGAAUAUAUAAUAAGGGUAAGGGGGAGAUGGAGAAAAAAAAGGGAGGAGAGAAAGAGAACACCCCCUACUGUUCAUUUAACAAUUUUGAAGGAGUAAGUGGAGGAGCCAAUCAGGAGGGCCCUGUUGGUGAGAUACUCCAAAAUGGGGGUGGAUAUGGAAACCAGGGCCACGAUGAGGAAAAGGGAGAGAAUCCAGGAUGGAGCAACCACCCUGAUCAGAGCGAUGAUGAGCAGGAGAACGAGGCCCCCUUUAACCAAGAGAAGCUAAAAAAAAUAGACAAGAAAAAAAAAAAAAUGAUGGAAAAGGUGAAGAGGAAGAAGAAAGAAAAUGUGGAUGACAAAAAAUUCAGUGAAGUGUACAAUUCUAUAUAUGAAAAUUUAAAAAAAAAAAAAGGAUCGAAAAAAAACGCAGAGGAUCACUAUGGAAAUAAAAACGAUUUCUACGAAAUAAAUUAUGCUUCAUCAGAUCAGGUGAACUCUACAUCUAGCAUAGACGACGACUCUCUUUUCAGUGACGACGUGUUGAAGAAGUACAUCAUUGGUCAGGUGUUAAAUAUCAUUAGGACAUCCUUCCAUUGGGCCAUCACCUCAUUUAUGCUAUUCACUUUGUUCGAGCACUUCUCUGUCUUUUACGUAUACCGUAUGGUAUCAUUCUUAACUCUGCUCCUUUUUACGCCCAUUUCCAUAUAUCUCGUUAAGUGGAGAAGCGUCAAAUUCUUUCUAAUAGCUACCAAUACCGUUAGGCUUGUUGUAUGGGGUUUCUGUGUCCCAUUUCUCUAUACUCUCUAUCGUGAUGAAAUUAAAAAGUACAACGUGAACCGUUUUUAUGAGUUCCUGUUUACUAUCUUGCUGUUGAUUGAUAAUGUGCAAGUUAACAUUUCUAAUUUAAUUGAUAUAGAUAAUAACGGAAUAGAUUUUCUAUCGAAGAAGUAUCACUUGAAGAUUAACGAGAGAUCCAAAAGGAAGUUCCUGACACUUCAUCAGUUUUUUUUCGACGCUUCUUUUAUUGUGGUGAAUCCCUUAAUUAUAUUUGUUAUGUAUCUAUUUAGCAAUUUCUUCAGCGAGCCCUACCUUCGGGAUGUGUUCAUUUAUCUGUCUUCAUUCAUUUUUGCCGUCAUCACCAUUAUUUCCUUGGUGGUAUACACCCUAGGGUUGGAAGAAGCUGAAAGUACGCUCAAGCGUAGUGGAGGGAAGCGCCAUUCUACAUGCCUGGAAUCACAAGUUACUGCGGACGAAAGUGUAGACGACAUGGUAGAAGCGGGAAAUUAUGACAGAGGUGAAAUAGAGGAAAACGACAAUUAUGAUGAUGAUGAUGAAGAUGCAGAUGCAAUGAAGAAACGUAGUAACAAACGCUCAGAUAAAGGAGGGGAAGGUGAAAAUGAUCAUCACCGUGAUAAUGAAGAUGAUUUUGAGAAAUACUACGCCAGACAUAGUAGCAAGGAGGAAAAAACCUUAACCUAUAGUACCUACCCCAACAUUUAUAAUGAUCAAACAAAGAAAUACCUGACUGAACGAUCCAACAUCGAGUAUGAACAGUACAACGGUUUCGAGCAAAUGUCCUUGAAGAGUCAAUACAAAAAGCAAUUUAACGAAUUGCUUGAUAAUAUCCUUCGCAUUAAGAAUGAGAACAAGCUCCUCUUUUAUAUAUGCUCUCUCUCUUUCCUGAACAGUGUAGAGGAUAUCAUGAUUUUGAUGCUCAUUCCGUUGACUUCCAUUUACGUGUGUGAGUUUUUCUACAUCAAUAAUAUCUUCGUGCAACUCCUCAUCGCCGUUAUCUUGAUCUCCCUGACCAAGUGUUUUGAGAACAUCUCCUAUUACUCCAAUAAGAAGAACAUUAUUGCGCUUAAGGAUAUUUUCAUCGGAAUCAUCCUGUCUGGAGCCUCCCUUCUUUUCUUUUUCUUCCCCUUCCUGAUGAUCAACCACCUGAACAUUUACAGCUUUUUAAUUUUCUACAUUUUUUGUUGCCUCUUCUAUUUUUUCUUUUCUACCAAUUUGAAGACCACGCUAUCUCGAAACCUGCAAAAGUACGUACGAGAGUCCAAGUCGGACAUUUAUAACUUCGUGGGGCUCUUCAUGUCCUUCAUGAAUCUUCUGUUUGUAAUUCUGACGAUCUUCUUCCUGUCCAUGUUGGAUAACUUUGUCAUUAACUACGUAAUGAUUUGCUUCUUUUUGAUCGUCAUGUUGGGUUUUCUCUACGGCUGGGCCACCACCACGUUGAAGGACUCCAAUUAG